Homalodisca vitripennis (glassy-winged sharpshooter) is the source of this 2223-nucleotide messenger RNA. It is a transcript of the gene AANATL7, whose product is annotated as arylalkylamine N-acetyltransferase 1. The transcript has 4 exons. Lineage: Eukaryota; Metazoa; Arthropoda; Insecta; Hemiptera; Cicadellidae. Gene Ontology annotation, molecular function: N-acetyltransferase activity. The coding region runs from base 86 to 919 and encodes 277 amino acids. The record is from RefSeq and is a predicted model, not a curated record.
UGAGUGCAGUGAGUUCGGAUUGUAUGGUUACAAUAAACUGUGUUCUUGCUUUAACACGAGCAUUGUUAUCUGUGUGCUCGCUAAGAUGUUCAGCAAAUUAGGGAAACUUUUCAAAUCUGAUAAGACGAAGAUAUAUAGAUCUUAUCACUUUAUAGUUGAUGAAACGGAACAACCAGAGGAGUCGUUCCGGAUAUUGAGUGACUCUGAGACAGAACUUGCAGACAACUUGAAUAACCAAACUGUUGCGACCAACCCAUUGAACAUGGAGGACUUUGAAUUUAUAUCUCCCAUUCCUGAGGAAAGGUACAACGAGGUUAUAGUCCAUUUGAGGAACAACUUCUUCGCGGAUGAGCCACUGAACAAGUCUCUGGGGCUGUGUGAGCCAGGCGAGCCGCACGCGGAGUUAGAGGCACACAGUCUCAACACCCUGCACGAUCAGCUGUCUGUCAUGGCCGUCGACAAGGAGACUGAUCAGGUGGUUGCUGUUUCUCUUAAUGGAAUACAAUUUCCUGGAGAUAUUAAAAGAGAGAAAGACAAACUAGCAAAGAUGACGGAUGAGAAGUUCAAACAGAUUUUCACUCUUCUCAAUAACCUGAAUGAAUCAUUAGACUUGUUCACGAAGUAUGAUGUGGAUAAAAUAUUUGAUGCUCGUAUCCUCUCAGUUGACUCAGGUUAUAGAGGCAAAGGCUUGGGAAAAGAAAUCAUAAGAAGAGCAGAGGAAGUUGCAUCAGAAAAUAACUUUCAGAUAAUGAAAGGCGAUGCUACUGGAGCUUUCUCACAGAAGAUCCUCCUAUCUCUGGGUUGGAAGCUGAUACAUGAACUGAAGUACGUAGACCACCUCGAUGAGAACGGGGAACAAAUUUUCAAGCCACCCCCACCCCACCAGUCACUUAAAAUAAUGAUAAAAAAGUUAAACUAAACAAAACAUGCCUGUGAUUGAAUAAAAGAGGAUCUUUAAUGUUGUUGCUGUUAUUAUAUAUUGAGAAAAGCUAAGCGUAUGAUAACUACUCGUUAGUUAAUUUGUUGAUGGAAAAUAUAUGUAUUGAUUAGCUGGGAGUUACUGUGAAAAUGGAUAUAAACAAAUAUAAGAAACUGAAUACUGGGAAAUACAAUAAAUAAUUUAGUGUUACAGUAAGGUAUUAUUCAAACUACAAAACUCAAAUCAAACAAAAGUGAUUUGCCCAAAGCAAAAGUUCAGUAACAUUUUUUUAUCAGAAUCUUACAACUGUAUUAGCUCUGAUCUAUACAUUGUAUUCAUUUACUGUAAUUUUGAUACUGUAUUCUUAAAUAAAACAUAUAAUUUAAACUAACCAAAGAAAUUAUCUGUUUAAACUUAAUACAAAGUUUCAAAACUUUGAAAAACACGAAUUCUUGAUCUACUGAGUGGGUAUGUACUGUAUGUUGCUUCUAAAAUAAUGGUUUAUUCCGAAAUCAAGAAACGUGAAUAACUCGUGUAUUGAUUUUUCAGAAAGAGAAAGAUAAACCAAACAAUUUAAUCAUGCAGAACAAUACAAACCAAAUUUUCCCUAAUAUUUAUAAAUUUUUAAGACUAAUUCUUUUGAGAAGUGUAUGAUAUUUUAUUAUGAGUUUAUAGUGUGUAUCUACAUAAAAAUACUCCCCACAAUGUAUUUUAUUACAAUUGUUCUAAUUAUUAUUGAUUUAUUAUUCACUUUACCAUUUAAUUAGGGCUUCUCACUGAUACAGUGUUAUGCAAUCAACUUGACCAAAUUGUUGCAAUACAUCAUGUUUCAAUAUAGACUAUAAAUGGUGUAAAUAUUUUUAGGAAAUCAUACAUGGACAAUGAUAUUGUUCUACCUUAAUUAAAAUUAAAUAAGUACAUUACUGAUACAAUAAAAACAAUGUAUUUUUGUUUUUAAAAUGUUCUUUUUAUAGUUCAUGACUUACCGACCAAUAAUAAAAUAGAACAUAAGACCAAUACAAUAGUUUUUGAUACUUGUUUUAAAUGACAAUAUCUUUUUCUGUGAUCGCUUAACUAUUUCUAUCAGAUGUAAGUAUAAAAUCUAUGUUGUGUAUGUUAACAAGCUUUGUAGACAGUAAUAAAUAAUUGUAGAACUUUCUAGGAUUACCCACAUUUAUAUUGUAUUCAAAAGAUUUAAUAUGUUCAAACGAUGGGUUUAUCAUUAUUGUUAAACUGCUUGAGAUGUCUAUUGUAUUCUGUGUUAUAUUGAGUCCUUAUUAAAAUGAGCAUUUUAUCUAAGUUUA